AUCAUUUUUAUGAAGAUGGAUUUUCAACUCACUGAUUAUAGAGUAGAUGGAGUAGCUGAAUUCUUUGAACGUCCAAAACAAAUCCUGCUGUUUCUACUUGAAGUUUCCGAAGAUCCCAGUAAUCCAGAUCUCGAUAAGUUCAGAACCGAUAGAUACAAAUUAAUGAGCCGGCCUAGAACUGUUACUUUUUCAGAAUUUCUACCUAAAGAGCCAUCUAGUAAGGUGAAUAGUAAUAUACAAAGGAAUGUAACCAAAGGAAAAGGAAAGGGUCGAGGAAAAG
This is a messenger RNA of Racocetra fulgida, 280 nucleotides long. Lineage: Eukaryota; Fungi; Glomeromycota; Glomeromycetes; Diversisporales; Gigasporaceae. The record is from the annotation of a GenBank genome assembly.